Suillus subalutaceus is the source of this 3507-nucleotide messenger RNA. RefSeq names its product P-loop containing nucleoside triphosphate hydrolase protein. The transcript is spliced from 16 exons. Bases 1 to 3507 code for a protein of 1168 amino acids. NCBI's taxonomy places the organism in Eukaryota, Fungi, Basidiomycota, Agaricomycetes, Boletales, Suillaceae. Gene Ontology annotation, biological process: replication fork reversal; interstrand cross-link repair; double-strand break repair via synthesis-dependent strand annealing. The record is from RefSeq and is a predicted model, not a curated record. Gene Ontology annotation, molecular function: hydrolase activity; four-way junction DNA binding; four-way junction helicase activity.
AUGAGUUCGUCCGAUUACGGAUUUGACGAUGAACUUGACUCAGCUGUUCUGAACGAACUGGACAUCAUCGAGGCCGCUCAUCGUCCUCCACUUCGAAACCCUCCUAAGCCACCCCCGCCUGCGCCCAAGGCACCUAAACCUCUGGACGAAGAGGAUUCGUUUUUCGAUCUUUCUCUUGAAAUCGAUGACACGGAGCUUCAGCGCUUAGACACCAAUCAUGCGCGGCCUCCUUCCUCCAAGAAUACUGUGCAACGAACCCUGUUCGGAGCUGUUGCUCAACCGACUGCAUCUUCUAGUAGGCAAAGUCCCUCUAAACGCUCCUCGCUCCAGCGGACAAAGUCGAGUCCCCGCAAACCUUUUGGCCAACAGGCGCCUCAGACGAGGCAUCAGGCUGGAAAAGCCAAAGACCGUCAAGGGCAAGGGAAGAAUGAUGGAGAUGAUGACGAGGAGAACGUCGAGUUUGAGCAGUUCCCUGCUCCAUUCGUGUCAGUUGGACAUUGCCUAUUUGACAACACCCUCGUUGCAUUACCCACCGGACUGGGAAAAACUUUUAUUGCAGGCGUCGUAAUGCUUAACGUCUAUCGCUGGUUUCCGAAGGGAAAGGUUGUGUUCGUUGCCCCAACAAAACCUCUCGUCGCGCAACAAAUCGACGCGUGCCACCGCACGUGUGGCAUUCCUGGUUUGGAGGAGAAGAAACGGAUAUUUUACAUGACACCACAGACUCUCAUCAAUGAUCUGACUACGGAAAACUGCGAUGCGCGGGAUAUCGUCCUUAUAGUCAUUGACGAGGCGCAUAAGGGAACAGGAGACUAUGCCUAUGCACAGGUCAUUCGUUUCUUAAUGGCCAAGAAUCCCUAUCAUCGCGUGCUGGCAUUAACGGCAACGCCCGGAAGUACACCUGAAGCUAUCCAGAGCAUCGUUGAUUCACUGCACAUUAGUCGCAUUGAAAUUCGUGAUGAAAGUAGUAUUGAUCUCCGCGAGUAUAUGCACAAGAAGGAAAUUAAACAGCACAUCAUCAAGAUGACCGACGAUGUUCUGAAAGCUCAGGAACUCCUGAAGGAAGUAAUGAUAACCAUCCUUAAACCACUCUCUAGCAAAGGAGUUAUAGAAGUGGUGGAUCCAGUAAAGAUGCACCCUUAUCGUGCGCAGGCUACCAUGCAACGCAUUGGGGCCCAACGGAACAGUCCCCAUAAAUGGGCAUUUUUCCUCGCUGUCCAAGCUCGGUGCAUUAGCGGCGUGCUAUGGGUUACCUGGUCAAUGGAAGCCAGCGUUGGCAUGUGUCACAACUGCCUGCUGGAAAUUUCUACUGAAAAGGAGGACGAUUCAGGGAAGAAAAAGGGUUCCACAACGAGUGGCUUGCGCAAGGACAAGAAUUUUAUGGCUCUUCUUAGUGAGCUCGAGGUGCAGAAAGUCCGUCCGGGCGGGUACGGCAUGCACCCGAAGAUGGAGACGCUAAAGAUGCUGCUGUUGCAGCACUUUGGGGCACGGAUGGGCGAGGGGGAGGAGACAAGAGCUAUGGUAUUUGUGACAUACCGGGAGUGUGUGGAUGAAAUCGUACAUAUCCUUAAUGAGGAGAGUCCCCUCCUGAAGGUGACGAGGUUUAUUGGGCAGGGCACGGAUAAACAAGGCCGCAAGGGGUUUGCGCAGAAGGAGCAGCUUGAGGUGAUCAAGAAGUUUAAAGCUGGUGAAUUCAACGUGCUUGUCUCUACUUCUAUUGGCGAAGAGGGUCUCGACAUCGGGGAAGUUGACAUGAUUGUAUGUUAUGACGCACAAAAGACGCCAAUUCGCAUGCUUCAACGCGUCGGACGCACGGGCCGUAAGCGGGAUGGCUAUGUCCACGUCCUGCUCUCCGAGAUCCGCGAGGAGUUAAAUUGGGACAAAGCAAAGGACACAUACGGCGAGUUGCAGAGAUGUAUCGUCCGCGGUGAUCAGCUUGAACUUUAUGGCGACAUCCCACGACUCCUCCCUGAGCAUGCGAAGCCCCAAGUACUCGAGAAGAGAAUGGAGAUCGAGGAGUACGUACGCCAAGAACGUGCUUCGCGAAAGAAGAGUGCAGUUGUCAACGACGAGAAUUCGUCUCCGAAGGGCAAGAAACGCAAGCGGAAUGAUGAUUUUGCUAGGAAUAUACCUCAAGGCGCAAGCACGGGCUUUGUCAGUGUCAAAGACCUGCUUAUCAAGGGCGCAGACACGAAGAACAGGAAGAGGGCAAAGACGAAAGGAUUUGAUCCCACAGCUGCAGAAGAUGACUCAACAGAUAUGGAAUUAGAGGCUAAUCUCAUGGAUAUGCGCCGUACUGCCUCGACGCCUGCUGGUGUCAGUACGCAGAAGGACAAGUUGCGCAAGGCACGUACGAUGGAUCCAUCCAAGAAACGACAGUCGGCAACGUCACGCAAGAAGGGGAAGGAGAAGGAAAAAGAACCAUUGAGCACCAGCCAAUUCUCGCGAAAAGGUGAUGACGACGACGAUGAUGUCGAAAUCGAGCAGGGCGUUUCACUAGCUGCUCGCGGGGCCAUCGCUCACCGUUCGAAUGGUUGCAUAAAACCACCUGCGGUCCAAAGUCUUUCCUGUCGUCCUACCGAAGACGAUGCGCUACUUUUAAGCUCCUCAGAGGCGGAGAAUCCUUCAGCGCCAAGCAUGUUAUCUUCGUCGUCGCUGAUUUGCGAUGCGGAUGACGUGAUAGAGAUAUCAUCCUCCCCGCCGCCACCCCAAACUAACCCUGAUCAAGCCGCAGAAUCUUCAUCAAUGUCGUGUGGUCCCAGAAACUCUCCGACCGAUAAGUGCCACAAACGGAAUGGAAGGAGUCGAGAACGAUCCCCAGAUCGCUCGCCAUCACUGCUCUCAUCUUCAGACGGGGGUGACGGCGUUAUGGACGAAGGGGUCUCCUCGCCUGGGGCACAUCUAAUGCCACCACCUUCUCUACCAUGCCGAGGUAUCAUUCAGUCACCCGCACACUCUUCUGAUCACGACAUUCCCGAUGCCUCAUUCGCUGUGCGACCCGCUGGGCGUUUUUUCAAGCCGCGUACAGCAGCCGCAGAGCUUAACUCACCGGCAUUGGACAUGCCACCUCUUUCCCAACGGCGUUUGAAACGAAAGGAUACAGAUUCCGCCCCUAAGCGUAGCAAGCAAAAGCCGUUUGUAUCUAUGCGACAUAAUCCGUGGCUGGAUGGAGAAGCGGCCCACUCUGGUGACGAAGCAAGUGAGGGAUCGUCGCACUCUGAAGAUGAUGUUGAAAGUGAUUCCGAUCGCCAAUUCAUCAAGGACAUCGCAAACACUCAGGUCUCUCCUUCUUACGAUCAGUCACUUGCUUAUCGCCGGGGUUUGCUCACACAAGCCCCGUUUGGAGGUCCCGUUUUUGCCACCAGACCGGUGAGGAGGGAACUAUAUGGCCGGGGUGAGAGCGCAAAACGCCGCGCUGGUGUGUCAAGUUCUCCCGUACGUGAGGACGAUUUGCCAGACGAGUAUGCCAUCGGCAGCUUUGUCAUAGAUGAUGAUGAGGACAUCAUCUGA